AUGCCCUUCUCAUUCAACGGCAACCAGGUCGAGCUCGACACGGCCAUCAACUUCGCCGACGAGGCCGACAGCAACUUCAUCUUCCUCGAGACGCACGAGCCGCUGACGAACUCGCAAGAGGCGGAGCUCCAGAACUACGGCGUCAAGUUCCUCGAGUACCUCUCCGACAACACGUGGCUGUGCAAGUACGAGCCGGCGGACCUGGUCAUCAUCCGCGGGCAGGCGUACGUGGCCAACGCGGCCGUCGUGGACCCGCGCUUCAAGAUCCACCCGCCGCUGAUGCCGUACGUCCGCAGGGGCAGCCAGGAGAAGCACACGGUCGACAUCACGCUGCACCAGGAGGCCAUCAUGUCCGCGGAGGAGGUCGCGGCCAGCAUCCGGAAGCUCUCGGGCGCGUCGGCCGAGGAGGUGGGGUUGAGGCGCAACUCGGUGCGCUUGGAGGUCGACCAGGAGGCCCUGUUGAAGAUUGCCAAGAUCGACGAUGUUGCGUCCAUCGAGAGGGUUCGGGAAAUGGAGGCACAGGAGACUGCGCAGGAGAUUGAAAGUUACUGA
Colletotrichum karsti is the source of this 552-nucleotide messenger RNA. Its product is annotated as subtilisin-like protease. Bases 1 to 552 code for a protein of 183 amino acids. The record is from RefSeq and is a predicted model, not a curated record. The transcript has a single exon. NCBI's taxonomy places the organism in Eukaryota, Fungi, Ascomycota, Sordariomycetes, Glomerellales, Glomerellaceae.